CUUCAUCUUCUUUCUUGCUCUCUCUCUCUCUCUCUCUCUUCCCCCCUUCCCACGGGAAUCUCUCGUUUCUUCCCUGCUCCAUGUUUCCAUCGACGAUCCUUUAAAUCGGUUCUUGUUCUUGUUCAUCUCCAUCGACCCACCUCGUCGUUCAGUUCGCUCUCUCCACAAGAACCGCAUUUUCCAUUUCUCUACGGGGAAUAGGAACACUCACUCGAUUAUCACCGACCUUCGCCUUUUCGUGACUGACAAAUUCUGUUUUUAACCCCCCACCUCACCUUUUUCCUUUAUGGUCUCUGUUCCAAGUCCCUCGUUCAUUCCAUAAUUUUCGAUGUCCGGACGGCCUGGUCUCACAGAGAAGCGUCUGUCCGCUCAUCGCUUCCAGCAAAUCCCCGAUCACACUCCUGACACCAUGCACAAUCCCAAUGAUGUUACCAUCGACAUUCCCUUGACCAGCGUCUCCAGUCGCGGGCAGACUGGCGCUCGCAACAACAGUGUUCACACCCCCCGUUCACCCUCCGCUUAUCCGCCCCCAACAGACAGCGAGGAUGUUACUGCCCACACCAACACCAGCGAGAAGGCAGGCCUGGUGUCAUUGCCUCCCAGCUCUCAUGGCUUUGGUCACCGUCGUCGCAAGAUUAUCGACGAAGCCUCUGGUCGUGCGCUGGAUGACCCCGAGGACGGCACCGUCACGCGCAUGGGCCGCAUCUAUCAGGCCGUCCUCAACUUCUCCUUCGUCACUCGUUAUAUGAUCUACGUUGCGCCUGUCGCCUUGCUGAUCGCUAUCCCCAUAAUCGCCGGAGCAACUGUCGCAGAGAAUGCGAAAAUCGGCGGUGUCUCCCUUCCCUGGUUCUUUUGCUGGAUUGAAGUCGUCUGGGUUUCUUUGUGGGUGUGCAAAAUUGUCGCCCGCUGUUUGCCCUAUCUGUUCCAAUUCCUUUGCGGAAUUGUCAGCUCGGGAACCCGGAAGUAUGCUCUCAUUUUGCGGAAUCUGGAGAUUCCAAUCACCACCGUGCUCUGGAUGAUUGUGUCUCUCGUUACCUUUUUACCGGUUAUGACCCAGAACCCAAGGAAACAGGCCGAAGGCGACACAUCCACAAAGGACUGGGAAAAGUCGGUGAAAAACGUGCUCUUCGCACUUCUGCUCUGCAGUUUGAUCUUCCUCGGCGAAAAGACCAUCGUUCAGCUCAUUUCGAUCAGUUACCACCGCAAGCAGUUCGAUACCAAGAUUAAGGAAUCGAAGCGCAAUAUUUAUCUAGUCGAAACUCUCUACGACGCCUCCCGCAGCAUGUUCCCCAUGUACUGCAAGGAAUUUCGCGAUGAUGAUGCUAUUAUCUCUGACUCCAUUCUCGCGCAAGCCCCCGACGUUCGACCGGGUCAUCUGCGUACGAGCUCGUCUGCUCCACUGCGACUGAUUCGCGGGGUUGGCCAAGGGGUUGGCCAAAUCCGGGGCAAGAUCACGGCUGCGAUUGGUGAUGUGGCGCAUGAGAUUACGGGGAAACAGGUCUUCAACUCUGCGACUGCGCGAUCUGUCGUCACCGAAGCGCUAGAGCGCCGGCGAUCUACCGAAGCCUUGGCGCGGAGAAUUUGGAUGUCUUUCGUGGUCGAAGGCCGCGAAGCUUUGUUUUUUGAUGACAUUGUCGAGGUCCUUGGUGCUGGCAAGGACACCGAAGCAGAGGAGUGUUUCAUGAUGCUCGAUCGCGACGGAAAUGGCGAUAUCAGUUUGGAUGAGAUGGUCCUCGCCAUUACCGAAAUCGGGCGCAUGCGCAAGUCGCUGAACCAUAGUCUGCACGACGUCGAUCAGGCAAUCCACGUCUUGGACAACCUGCUGGUCACAGUUGCCUUCAUCAUCGGGGUUUUGGUCUUUAUCUCGUUUGUCACGAGCGGUUUUGGUACUGUCAUCGCCGCCGGUGCCACCUCUCUCCUGUCCUUGUCCUUCAUCUUCUCUACCACGGCCCAAGAGGUCUUGGGUUCCUGUAUCUUCUUGUUCGUCAAGCACCCGUUCGACAUUGGGGACCGUGUCGAGGUCAACAGCCUGCCAUACGUUGUGGAGCGUAUUUCCUUGCUCUUUAGUGUUUUCCGGAGUGUGACCGAUCAUCGCGUGACCCAGGUUCCCAAUGCCGUCCUCAACACUCUCUGGAUCGACAACUUCACCCGUUCCAAAGCUAUGCAGGAAAAACUGACAGUCCAUGUCAGCUUCGACACCACGUUCGCCGAUAUCCAGCUUCUCAAGGAUGAACUGGAGACUUUUGUCCGUGACAAGGACAAUAGCCGUGACUUUCAGCCCGACGUGGAAGUGGAUGUCGCCGGGGUUGGCGAUAUGGACAAACUUGAGCUUACGGUGCAUAUUUGCCAUAAAUCCAACUGGUCCAACGAGGCAAUCCGCGUGGCACGCCGCUCCAAGUUCAUGUGCGCCUUGGUCGCUGCUGUUCGCAAGAUCCCUCUCCACGCUCCUGGCUACACCCCACCAGAAGAGACAUCCGCUGAUGACAGCGAGGACAAGCCUGAUGAACAACCCGACGAGAAGGCCUCCAAACCCGCUGCGAACCAACAAUAUACCGCCACCGAGGGAGCGCACCGUCUCGCUGUCCCAGACACCAGCUUCACCGAUUCUUCGAGAUCCACAGGCUUCGACCUAGGUCGCGCCGCAUCCAUCCAGCGUCGUGGAGCUGCUGCCGCCGCCGCCUCCAUGGGAAGCUCGUACAGCGACGGUGCCUACAACAAUAUGAGUACCAGCACUACGGACGGAUCCCACGACGGAGAUAGCUAUCAAACCCCUGGUGUCUCCCCUCGUCAGGACCAACAACUCGGCGUCCACUACGGAUCUCUCACCCGGGAGCCAUCCACCGGCCGCAGGAAGGAAGGUACACAGCCCCCCUACUCCUACGGGACGAGUGGCGUCCCUAUCAUCAACGAGCCUACCCCGCCUUCUCGUCUCCAGGGCCCUCCUCAGCCAGAGCCGCAACAGGAGCAGCCGGCAUCCGAUCCAUACCCCUACCCGGGACAUUAUUACGAGGGUGCAGAGGAUUCCAGCCAGCCCCUCGAGCUUCCAUCC
This is a messenger RNA of Aspergillus ochraceoroseus IBT 24754, 3049 nucleotides long. RefSeq names its product serine/threonine protein kinase. The transcript is spliced from 3 exons. The annotation marks the transcript as partial. Gene Ontology annotation, biological process: calcium ion transmembrane transport; intracellular calcium ion homeostasis. Gene Ontology annotation, molecular function: calcium ion binding; calcium channel activity. NCBI's taxonomy places the organism in Eukaryota, Fungi, Ascomycota, Eurotiomycetes, Eurotiales, Aspergillaceae. The record is from RefSeq and is a predicted model, not a curated record. Gene Ontology annotation, cellular component: membrane.